AUGUUCUCCGUCGUUCGUGAUUCUUGGCCAAUUGCAAAAGCAUUGUUUCUUUCGAAUUCUCGGCUUUUCAUCGUUGAUCACUUGUUAUUGGUAAUUGCAGCUUUUGGAUGGUAUAUACCUUCUUUCGUAUCGUAUGCAGUGGUAAAAUUUCUUGAAAAUUCCGAAAAAGGUGAAAAUGGACCGAUUUCCGGUUCAGAAAGACUUCGGUUUGGAUUUCAAUAUUGUUUAUUACUUGCUUCUGCCAUCCUUGCACAAAGUUUAUUGAUUGGUCAAGCACUUGCGAUCACAAUGCUUUGGUUGCGUAAUCGUAUCAGAACGCAAUUGCAAAUGGCAAUCUUUGCAAAAGCUUUGCGUAGAAAGGAUGUUGGAGGGAUUGAAGACUUCAAGGUCAAUGACGCUACUAAUGGCGGUACCGAAGGGGACAAAGCAGAAGAAGCCGAUGAGGAAGGCGAUGACGAUGCAGGAUCUGGUUCAUUCAGUAAAGCGCAAGUGAUCAAUCUUGUAUCAGUCGACGCUGAGCGAGUCUCCAAUGUUUUCUUUCUUUUCACCUUCUCGAUGGCUCCAUUUGAAAUCAUGAUUGGUGGUUUCUUUGUGGUCUAUCUUUUAGGCUGGGCAGCUGUGAUUGGUUUGGCAACCUCAUUCGCUUGUCAACCUCUCCUUUAUUUCCUUGGAAAAGCAAUGGCAAAAGCUGAAGACAAACAUCAAGAAGUUCGUGAUCGAAAAACAUCAUUGCUUAAUGAAGUGAUUCAAGCAGUUCGAAUGAUUAAAUUCAACGCAUGGGAAUCCAAAGCUUCUGCACGUAUUCAAAACUUUCGUGAUGAAGAAUUACAAUAUCAAAGAUGGAUUUAUCUUAUUGAAACACUUCAAAGUGUAUUGAUGGCUUUCAGUCCAAUUGCAGCUAAUCUUGUCGCUUUUGGAUGGUACACAUUGGUGCAAAAGAACCCCUUGACACCUAGUGUAGGUUUCACUUCACUUCAAAUUUUGGACGAGUUACGAUUCAGUUUGACAUAUAUUCCUGAGGCGUUUAGUCAAUUGAUUCAAAGCCUUGUCUCUCUUCGUCGUAUUCAAAGAUAUUUGGAUAGCGAGGAGGUUGACAUUCCACAAAGAAGCAAAAUUGCACCUUUCUCAAAUGAAGAUGUUAUCCUAUCUAAUGCAUCGAUCGGAUGGCCAAAGAUUCUGCAAGUUUCUCCUGAAGAAGAGCAAGACAACAAGCCAGCGUUCACUCUUGAAAACGUUAGCGUCCGCUUUACUCCCAAUGCACUCAAUCUGGUCGUCGGUCGUCUGGGAUCCGGUAAAACCUUGUUGCUCAAAGGGUUACUGGGAGAAGCGGAUCUUCUCACAGGUCAGAUCAAGUGUCCACGAUCUCUACCAAACAGCAUUGACAAAAGCUUGAAACUUUCAGCAGACACAUGGAUGCGUGCCGAUCAAGUUGCUUAUCUUCCACAAUCCUCUUUCUUGGUCAAUGCAACUUUGCGAGAAAAUAUUCUUUUUGGAUUACCACUUUUAGAGCCACGCUAUCAAGCCACUCUGGAUGCGUGCGGUCUGGGACCUGAUCUGAAACUUCUCAAUGAUGCCGAUGAAACAGAAAUUGGUGAGAAUGGAAUUGGUUUGAGUGGCGGUCAAGCAAGCAGAGUAAUGUUGGCAAGAGCAGUGUACGGACGUGCAUGUACUUUGAUCUUGGACGAUCCUCUCUCAGCAGUGGAUGCACAUACGGCAGCACACAUUCACACAAACUUGCUCCGAGGAGCACUGUGUCAAAACAGGACAGUGAUCUUGGUCACCCAUCAAGUUCAAUUAAUCGCCCAAUCUGCUGCAAAAAUUGUCAUGUUGAACGAAGGUAAAGUUCAAUUUGAUGGAGAUUCAACAACGUUUAUGAAUUCGGAUCUGUACAAUGGUCUGAUUGAAGAGGAAGAGCAAGAACAACACAAGGAAAACGGCAAAGAUGGUAUUGAACAGGAUUCAGCUCCAGGAUCAAGCGCAGAGACAAGCUUGAACACCACACCUGCCACAACAGCACCACCAUCGCCACAACUAAAGCCGGAUGACUUACCUAAAAAGCCAAAGAAGCUGGUAGAAGAGGAAAAGCGUGCAAAAGGUGCUGUUCUUCGAUCAAUCUAUGCUCGAUACAUCAAAUCAUGCGGUGGUCUACCUGUGGUUGUGAUUGUGUCACUCACUUUGAUUGCAUUUAAUCUGAUGGUAAUCGUUAUCACGAAAUGGUUGCAGUACUGGACAGAAGAUGUCGAAAGAGGACUGAAAGACGAACAUGCGCGACACCAUUCAGAUGUUUGGUGGUUGACAUGGUUAUCGAUGAUUUGGUUGUUCGAAAUCGCUCUGGAAGCUGCAAAAAUGCUUACAUUAGUAUUUGCAAGUUUACAAGCCAGUAAAGUGCUUUUCAAGGAAAUGUUAAGAGCUGUGUUGAAAGCACCUCUUCGUUUCCACGAUACCGUUUCUCGUGGUCGAUUGUUGAACAGAUUCAGCUAUGACUUCAAAGAGAUGGAUUCCGAGGUCGUUGACACUUUUGAUCGUACGGCUGAUCAAGGAAUUUCGAUCGUAAUCACAAUGACUGCAAUCGCGACUGGUGGUGGUCUUCCGUUCAUUGGAUUCUUCAUCUUGAUGGUUCCACUUUAUGUCUACGUUGGACAACUCUACCUGCUCGCCGUGCGAGAUUUGAAACGAUUGGCUUCCACUUCUCGUUCUCCCAUCUUGAACACGAUUGGUGAUGUCAUUCGCGGAACGGUUGUCAUUCGUGCAUUCGGUGCUGUUGAUUACUUUUAUGCCACGUUGGUAGAACGUAUGAACGCACAAACGACGUAUAAUUUCUUCAUCUGUGAAGUUCGAUUCUGGUACGAGGAAAUGUUUAAUACGUUUAGCUUUUUCGUGCUACUGGUCGCGAUUGUGUUCAUCUUGUUGAAUACUGCAAUCAAAGCAGCCCAUGCGGGAUUCAUCUUUACAUUCCUGAUCAAUGCCCAUGUUCACAUACUAUUCUUCCUACGUGCAAUCACCGAAAUGGAACAAAAGCUGGUCAGUGUGGAACGCAUCGUGGAAUACAGUAAAUUGGAAGGUGAACGAGAAACGGAGGUAGAUGGCAGUCAAAUUCAGAGCACCUCCCUCUCUCCUCAAUGGCCUGAACAAGGUGAAAUUGAAGUGGACAAUCUUCAUGUCCGGUAUGCUUCCGAUCUGCCAGAAGUCUUACAUGGUGUCACAUUCAAAGUGGCCCCGCACAGUAAAGUUGGUGUUGUUGGUCCGACAGGAUGUGGAAAAUCAACACUUGCAUCUGCAUUCUUUCGUUUUGUAGAAAAGACGCAAGGUUGUAUUAAGAUUGACGGAGUGGAUAUCGGUCACAUCAAUCUUGAAGAACUUCGAUCACGAUUGCAGAUUGUACCGCAAGAUCCGAUCAUCUUCUCUGGACCAUUGAGAGCAAGUUUGGAUGUGUUUGACGAGUAUACAGAUGACGAAGUAAUUGCUGCAUUAAAGAAAGUACGUUUGGUCAAAGCAGAUGAUUCGCAAGCGCCUUUGGUGGACGUCGAACCCAAUUCGGAACAGGUUGCUACCACUCAAAAGAGAGAUUUUAGUGAUCUCAACUUCAUGGUAGCAGAAGGGGGUAGCAAUUUAUCCAAUGGAGAAAAGCAACUGUUGUGUUUAGCCCGUGCGAUUUUGCGUAAUUGUAAAUUGAUCAUCUUUGAUGAAGCGACAAGUUCGGUUGAUUUUGAUACAGAUGCAAUAAUUUCUCAAACGAUUCCACAAGCCUUUGAACGCUCAACAAUCAUUACGAUCGCGCAUAGAUUACGCACAAUUAUCGAUUAUGAUUUCGUUGCAGUGAUGGAAAAAGGAAACGUUGUUGAAUUCGAAAAACCUUCAACUUUAUUACGUGAUUCAACCUCAAGAUUUUACAAAUUAUGCAGAGCAAGCGGAAAGCGGGAAUUGGUUCAUCUCAAGCAAAGCGCUGGGAUCGAAUAA
Meira miltonrushii is the source of this 3957-nucleotide messenger RNA. Its product is annotated as P-loop containing nucleoside triphosphate hydrolase protein. The transcript has a single exon. Gene Ontology annotation, biological process: transmembrane transport. Gene Ontology annotation, cellular component: membrane. The record is from RefSeq and is a predicted model, not a curated record. Bases 1 to 3957 code for a protein of 1318 amino acids. Gene Ontology annotation, molecular function: ATP hydrolysis activity; ABC-type transporter activity; ATP binding. NCBI's taxonomy places the organism in Eukaryota, Fungi, Basidiomycota, Exobasidiomycetes, Exobasidiales, Brachybasidiaceae.